AUGGCCACGAGCACUACAUCUCCUGAAGCACCCUCCUCACCAGGUGUCAUGUUCAUCUCUCUGCUGGUUAUCAUCGUACUGUCAGUGGCACUGGCUGUGGGGCUGCCUGGCAACAGCUUUGUGGUGAGGAGCAUCCUGGUAAAGAUGCGGAAGCACUCUGUCACUGCCCUGCUGGCGCUACACUUGGCCCUGGCCGACUUGGCCGUAUUGCUCACUGCCCCCUUUUUCCUCUACUACACGGCCCAAGGCACCUGGACUUUUGGACUGGCCGGCUGCCGCCUGUUCCACUAUGUCUGUGGGGUCAGCAUGUAUGCCAGCGUCCUGCUUAUCACGGCCAUGAGCCUGGACCGCUCGCUGGCGGUUGCCCUCCUCUCUGCGUCCCAGACUCGCACCAAGACAGUUGCCUGGCGGUCGCUAGGAGGCAUCUGGGUGGUGUCUGUCCUGCUGGCCACGCCCGUCAUCUUGUACCGCAAGGUGACGCUGGGACCGGACAACAGGAGCCUGUUCUGCUUCCCGAAGUACCCCAGCGAAGCACAUAGGGGUUUCCAUCUGUUCUUCGAGGUGGUCACCGGCUUCCUGCUGCCCUUCCUGGCCGUGGUGGCCAGCUACUCCGACAUCUGGCGCCGGCUGCGGGUCCGGCGCUUCCGCCGCAGCCGCUGCACCGGCCGCCUGCUGGCCUUUAUCAUCCUGGCCUUCACUGCCUUCUGGCUGCCCUACCACGUGGUGAACCUGGCCGAGGCGGUCCGCGCGCUGGCGGGCAAGACAAUGGGGUCCGGGCCCGAGAGUCAGCGGCUGCACCUGGCCCAAGCGCUCAUAACGCUGGCCUUCCUGAGCAGCAGCGUACCCGUGCUGUAUGCAUGCGCCGCCGGCGGCCUGCUGCGCUCGGCCGGCAUCACCCUCGUCGCCAAGCUGUUGGAGGGCACUGGCUUCGAGGCGUCCACCAGCCGCCGCGGGGGCACCCUGGCCCAGACGGUGAGGGGCGCCCCCGCCUCUCCCGAACCUGGCCCCGCCGAGAGCCUCACUGCCUCCACCAACCCUCUGGAGCGAAGCGAAGUCAACUAGGCCUGCGGGGUGGCGGCAGCGGAAGGACGCUCGCUUUCCUCCUGGGGGAAUUACGCCCACGCUGGCUGACCCAAUUCUUCAACCUCCUCUUACCCAGAUGGCGGGUGGAGCGGAAGAGAGGGAGGGGAAGGGCAAGUCAGGGCAGAGUGGGAGCCUGGCCCCCACGGGCAGCUUUGCAAUUAAAACUGAAGUCUGAAAUUGGGUCAACCCUGUGUGCGGGGCAUGUGUAUUAUGGCGGACUCGGGUGCUCCUGGUUGCCCUUAUGGGUGUCCUUCUCAGUAGCUGAGAGGCACAUGCUUUAGUUUCCCAUGAUUUUCAGCUUUGGAAGAGACACAGACAUAGAAAUCAGACCUCCUUCCCUCCCUGCUUCUGAGGCAGGUGGUCUGCAGAUCAUACUGAGAACAACACAGGGCUGCAGACCCCUGAAGGAGCUGGCCAAGGAAGACCACGCAUGUGGGCUCAUCACUCCAGACUCUCCGACUCAGCGGACCUUCACUCCCUGACUUAGCUAACCUUCUGAGAACACUUAGCACUGCUGUGAGGUGUCUGCCCUGAAGGCUGUGAUGGGUAUCUUUAUUAGCAGCACUCCAACUUCCUACCAGUAAUCUUUGUCCUCUCAGUGCGAGAUGUCCUAGGGGAUGGCUUGCCUUCCCUCUGUCUCCCAAGAAGGCCUCGCUUGAGAACCAAGUCAUCAGAUCUUAUCCCCUAGAGUUCUGCACAUCAGCAUUCUGCCAGCCCCUAAAACGCUCUGGUGCAGGCUGGAGCUGAGGGCCCUCUGUGAUGUGGUCACCCUUAGGAAAUGAAGAUUUGCAGAAGUGAGAAGGUUGAGUCAUUCUUUCCUAGGGAUGACUGUUGUCUUGGAGAGUCUUGGACUGGCUCUGUUCUGACAGCAUUUUAAGAAGAUUGUAGGGGCUUCGCUGGUGGUGCAGUGGUUAAGAAUCUGCCUGCCAAUGCAGGGGACACGGGUUCGAGCCCUGGUCCGGGAAGAUCCCACAUGCCACAGAGCAACUAAGCCCGUGCGCUACAACUACUGAGCCUGCACUCUAGAGCCCGCGAGCCACAACUACCGAGCCCAUGUGCCACAACUACUGAAGUCCGUGUGCCUAGAGCCUGUGCUGCACAACAAGAGAAGCCACCGCAAUGAGAAGCCCGCCCACUGCAACAGAGAGUAGCCCCCGCUCACCACAACUAGAGAAAGCCCGCGUGCAGCAGUGAAGACCCAAUGCAGCCAAAAAUUUAAAAUAAAUAAAUAAAAUAAAAAUAUACGAUAUUCGUUUAAAAAAAAAUAGAAGAUGGUAGCAGCAGUGUACUUUUUGAAUGUCUUCCAUAAAAAAAGAAAGACAACUAGGAGAAAACCCCCAAAUCCAUGUGCAACAUCUGCAACAAACUUAGGGUGUCAAUAUAUCUCCCAUGGACCCCCAAAUAUGAGCAAGUGGGAAGGAGCCCUGGAUGCUUCAAGACCCACGUAAUAUCAGCAACUGUGCAGAAGGAUGCAAAAGGAAACAGGGGGGAAUCUGAGGGACCUGAGAACAGGAGACCCUCAAACUGUCUACAGGUCCUUGCUAGAAAGCAUGGUGGGUCUGUUUGAGAACAGCAGCCAAAACAGGGAGGGACCUAAUAGAUUAUUUCCCAGGCCUCCCGCCCAUGCU
This is a messenger RNA of Balaenoptera acutorostrata (minke whale), 2711 nucleotides long. It is a transcript of the gene LTB4R, whose product is annotated as leukotriene B4 receptor. Gene Ontology annotation, molecular function: leukotriene receptor activity. Gene Ontology annotation, biological process: G protein-coupled receptor signaling pathway. Lineage: Eukaryota; Metazoa; Chordata; Mammalia; Artiodactyla; Balaenopteridae. Gene Ontology annotation, cellular component: membrane. The record is from RefSeq and is a predicted model, not a curated record.